AUGCUCACAGGCAAGCCAACUGCCCAGAAGCCAUCCAGUGACCUGCUGGAUGCCAGCGUGGUCUCUGUCACCUCUCGCUACAUUGAGGAGCAGCAGGCCACACAGCAGCUGAUCAUGGACCAACAGGAUCAACAGCUGGAAUUGGUGUCUGGGAGCAUCCGGGUCCUGAAACACAUGUCCGGCCGCGUUGGGGAGGAGCUGGAUGAGCAGGGCAUCAUGCUGGACACCUUUGCUCAUGAGAUGGACCUCACCCAGUCCCGGAUGGAUGGGGUCCUCAGGAAGAUGGCCAAAGUGUCCCAUAUGACAAGUGACCGCCGACAGUGGUGUGCAAUUGUGGUGCUGUUGGGGGUGCUUCUCCUGGUUCUCAUCCUGCUCUUCUCUCUCUGA
Pipistrellus nathusii (Nathusius's pipistrelle) is the source of this 387-nucleotide messenger RNA. Lineage: Eukaryota; Metazoa; Chordata; Mammalia; Chiroptera; Vespertilionidae. The record is from the annotation of a GenBank genome assembly.